This is a messenger RNA of Phyllostomus discolor (pale spear-nosed bat), 824 nucleotides long. RefSeq names its product ALG14 UDP-N-acetylglucosaminyltransferase subunit (gene ALG14). Lineage: Eukaryota; Metazoa; Chordata; Mammalia; Chiroptera; Phyllostomidae. The coding region runs from base 138 to 788 and encodes 216 amino acids. The record is from RefSeq and is a predicted model, not a curated record. Gene Ontology annotation, cellular component: UDP-N-acetylglucosamine transferase complex. The transcript is spliced from 4 exons. Gene Ontology annotation, biological process: dolichol-linked oligosaccharide biosynthetic process.
CCGCCCAGCGCGUGCAAGCCCCGCCCAGCAAGGCGGUGGACGCCUCGAGUUUGAGUCCCCUCAGCGCCCGUAGUUCCCGAUCCACGACCGUUCCUCCGGGCUGUCCACGGGCCAUCACGCAUGCGUCGUUCCGUCGAAUGGGGGCCCUCCUCAUCCUGAUCGCCGCGGCAGGGGCGUUGGCCGCGGUCGUGGCCCUGCGGCUAUGGCUCGUGCUUCAUUCACAGGUCGCUGUGCCCCGGAAGUCUGUCAGCCUCCUGGUGGUGGCCGGGUCCGGCGGGCACACCACCGAGAUGCUGAGGCUGCUCGGGCACUUGUCCAGCGCCUACCGCCCCAGGCACUACGUCAUUGCCGACACGGACGAGUUCAGUGCCCAGAAGAUACACUCUUUCGAACAGAGCCGAGCUGAGAGAGACCCCGGUACCACGCGGCCCGAGUACCACAUCCACCGCAUCCCCCGGAGCCGCGAGGUCCAGCAGUCCUGGCUGUCCACGGUGUUCACCACCCUGCGCGCCGCCUGGCUCUCCUUUCCGCUGACCUACCGCCUGAAGCCAGACCUGGUGCUGUGCAACGGGCCGGGCACCUGCGUGCCGGUCUGCGCGUGCGCGCUGCUGCUGGGGCUGCUGGGCGUCAAGAAGGUGCUCCUGGUCUACGUGGAGAGCGUCUGCCGCGUGGAGCGCCUGUCCCUGUCCGGCGCCCUCCUGCGCCCCUUCUGCGACCACUUCCUGGUGCAGUGGCCCGCGCUGAAGGAGAAGCACCCCGGCGCCGUGUUCCUGGGGCGGCUCGUCUGACGGGCAGCGGCCGGCGCCCUCCGACCCCGCGGGGGC